GACCCUCGACCUCGCGAAAUGUGGGCGUGCCGUUGUUGCAUGCUGUAGUGAUCUUGUUUACAGAUCCCACGGCCCACAAGCCGUUUUCAGAUAUUUAUUUCGAAUCGAAAUAUAAUAGAGUAAGUUAUUCAAUCCAUCGCCAUGAGUCAAAAUGGAAAUGGCAGUCACCAUGCUCUUGAAUCAGUUGAAAUACCGGCCAAGAGACAACGAAGAAACGUGAGGGUGUGGUGUGAUGGAUGCUAUGAUAUGGUUCACUUUGGUCAUGCAAACUCUCUUCGCCAGGCCAAGUUGAUGGGGGAUUAUCUCAUUGUUGGUGUCCAUUCAGAUGCUGACAUCAUCAAGCACAAGGGCCCGCCUGUGAUGAAUGAACAGGAGCGUUACAAGAUGGUGCGUGCUAUCAAAUGGGUGGAUGAAGUAGUAGAGGGCGCCCCCUAUGUCACCCACCUGGAGACUUUGGACGAGCAUGAGUGUGACUUCUGUGUUCAUGGAGAUGAUAUCACCCUUGAUUCUGAUGGUCAAGACUGUUAUAGGAUUGUCAAAGAAGCCAAACGUUUCAAAGAAUGCAAGAGGACUGCUGGAGUCUCAACAACAAACAUUGUCGGCAGAAUGCUUUUGAUGACGAAGACACAUCACAUGGGUGGUGAACUGAAAGAAGAAUCAGAUGGAAAUGUCAGUCCUAGAUCUAAAACACUUCAGGCAUCAAAUUCAGUGGAAUCUUUCAACAAGAUGAACUUAAAGAAUGGAUUGUGUUCAACAAUGAGUAGCCCAUACACUGGAAUAUCACAGUUCCUACAGACUUCUAACAAGAUCAUACAGUUUGCGGAAGGAAGGGAACCCUCACCUGGUGACCGUAUCGUCUACUGCCCUGGGGCUUUUGAUCUCUUCCAUGUUGGUCACAUAGAUUUUCUGGAGCAAGCUAGCAAACUAGGAAACUACAUCAUUGUUGGUCUGCAUGGCGACCAGGAGGUCAACCGUUACCAUGGCAGCAACUAUCCCAUCAUGAACUUGCACGAAAGGACGCUCAGUGUGCUAGCAUGCCGGUAUGUUGAUGAGGUCGUGAUCGGCGCCCCCUACAGAGUGACGUCUGAGCUGUUAGAUCAUUUUGACGUGGAUGUUGUCGUUCAGGGCAAAACAGAAAUUCAUCCGGGGGCAGAUGGUUCGGACCCAUAUGAGGAACCCAAGAAGAGAGGUAUCUUCCAGCUAGUUGAUUCUGGGAAUAACAUGUCUGCUUCUAAGAUUGUAGAGAGGAUCAUUUCAAACAGGAUCAGGUUUCAAAAGAGGAAUAAGGACAAGGAAGAAAAAGAAAUGAGAAACAUCCGUCUGAUCGAAGAGAAGAGACGAGCAUCAUCGAGGAGCUCUACCGAAGAACAAACCCCUCUCGUGCCUGGUGAACAUUAGAACUAUGCAAUGCGAUUUGUUUUGCAGAAGUGGGAACAAUUCAGUGUAACCUAUAUUGGAACAGUGCUUUGGAAAAUGUACCUGUGAUAGGCUCCCGCCUUGGAGGUGAAAUAGAUUUGCAUGCAUCCAGACCUUUAUGCUAAACCUUCAGUCACAACAGGGGCUAGUUUCACAUACGACUUAAAUUAUGGUAACCACCGCGGUAACAUGACUCAGCAGCCAAUCAAAAUCAAGGUUUCCAUGGUAGUUGUCACAAUGGCGAAAUUCUGCUCAGGAAUGAUGAGAAUAUGAAGUGGACAUAUUGAAUGGUAUUUGAAGCGUGCUUCAAUUACACUUCAGUAGGAUUCGUGAUUGAUUGUAUAUUGUUCUCCGAUCAAUUGCCUAGCUUUUUGCUACAGAGAGUCGAAGUCCCUGUUUCAUGAAGCUGAGCGAUGAUUGUGGGGCUGAUAUUUACAAUUGAUCAUACACAAGCAAUGCAAUCAAUCAUAGAAAUAAGCCCCUCGAUCCAUCGCCAAGCUUUAUUGUCACAGAGUCCAGAGUAGCAUACUGCAUUAUUUCUCUUCUCAUUCCCAUAGAAAGAAACAUCUUCCUCACAUGUUUUAAAGGUCCACAUGCAUUCAAAUGCUGCAUUGUUAUGUGUACCGCACAUGUGGCAUAUUUUCAGUUUGUCCGUUAAUGUUAUAUUCUGACAGUAUUCAGUUCUUGAAAAUUUGAUCAUAAGAAUAAGAAAAAAAGAUUAUAUUUGUUUAGGGGUAUGAGAGACUGAGAAUUCAACUAUCUAGCUGAUUUCAGUUAUAUUUGUUUUUGUAUUUUCGGUAUUCAGUGUUUUUUUUUUUUUUUUGGGGGGGGGCUAAAUAUCUAAUGAUUUAGUAUAGAAAAGCAGAAACCAAAGCCAAGACCCCCUCUAACCCCUCCCCAUUGUAAAUGCUUUUAUAGGUUUGAUAUUGGUGUAUGCUAUGUUUAUGAAAUUAUUUCCAAGGCCUUUUCCUCUCCAAGUGUAUCGUGUACAUAUAAAGAUAAAAUUUAAAUAUAUAUGUAAAAUCAAAACUUACUAGGUGGUAUCUCAGCCAUGGUUCAGUAAUCACAAGGCUAACAUAGACCACACUUUUAUGGAGUGCCAUUUUUUGACUUAUUCACAAAGUAAAGAUUUUUUAAAUCCUGCACUGGAAAUUUGAAUUGAGAAGAAUAUGAUGAAUUUACAAUGAAUUUUAUGGAAUAUGUAGGGAGUAAUAUGUAACCCAGCCCUCUAUAGAAGUAUGGUCUAAAAUUCUUGUGUAGUCUGUGGCUAAAAAUAGUUUUUUUUUCAUCACAAUACCACCCAAUGAGUUUUUUUCAUUCUGUUGUAUGUACUACCAUAUAUUGGUACUCAGUCAUUUUGCUUUGUAGAUAGUAUUACAAACAGGUUGUAUUUUUACCUCUGUAUGAUGAACAAAGUAUAUGUAUUCAAGAAAAAAUAAGUUGCUCAAAAAGUACUUUUUUAGUUUGAAAUUCGGUAAAUGUAUUUAUGACUUGGCACAAAAAUGUGAAUUAAUUUGAAUAUAUUACUGCAUCUGUUAUAGAUGCAACACCGAAUUACAUACAUUCCUGCAACUUGUGUAUGACUUGCCCAUACAAAAUGGUGCAAUGAAUACAAAUAUGAUGAUGGCAAUAUGCAAGAAAAAUUAUAUUAUAUUCCAGAAUUCUUCGUAUUUGGGUUUCAUAUAUCAAUUGAGGUAAAUUGUAAAUAACCAGUGAAACUAUCAAAAGUAGCUUUUAUUGGUCAAACUUUUCAAAGAAUGCAUAAAUUAACAUUUUCAAACAAAAGUAAUAUUUUAUACUAUAUAAAUAGUUUGCUUGCAGGUAUCAUUUUUUUUCAGAAUUUUUUCCAAAAAGUCCUUAAGGCCAUAAUUAUUCAAUUGAGCCGCAAAUUCUAUACUUUGCAAUGGGAAGAUAUUUUUUCGGAAUAUCUUUUCAGAUGUAUAUAUUCAUGAGAUACUUAUGUAAAUAUAUGAACAUAAUUAUAAUAGAUGAAUGCAAUAUUUGCAUAAUUGCUCACCAUGUGAGGAUAAAAACCUUUUUAGCAACCACCUGUUCAUAAAGAUCACCUGUCU
Molecule: messenger RNA, 3488 nt
Organism: Lytechinus pictus (painted urchin)
Lineage: Eukaryota; Metazoa; Echinodermata; Echinoidea; Temnopleuroida; Toxopneustidae
Product: ethanolamine-phosphate cytidylyltransferase-like
Exons: 13
Coding region: 142-1398 (418 amino acids)
Biological process (GO): phosphatidylethanolamine biosynthetic process
Cellular component (GO): cytoplasm
Molecular function (GO): ethanolamine-phosphate cytidylyltransferase activity
Source: RefSeq, a predicted model, not a curated record